CAGACCAAGUCUGGAGUCAAGACCCAGGCAUCCGUCAGCUCUUACAUAGAGGCAAUCAUGGUCUCUCUGUGCGUUUGUGCCCCACGGCGCAUGCCCAGUCCCUGGGUCACGUGAUGCCUGUCAUGGCGGCCUCCGUGGCCCGGGGCGGCGUGAAUGCCGGGUUCUUACUACGGGUGGCGCGGGGCACUUGGUGGAGCCGGCACGGGAGCUUUUUGGGAUCCGGGGAGGCCGCGGCGCCAGCGACAGCCAGAAAAUUCCGGGCGACAGGCUCGCACCCGGCGGGAGAGGAAGACGCCAGCGGUCCGGAUCAGCCCGGGGACGUGGUGAACGUGGUGUUCGUAGACCGGUCAGGCCAACGGAUUCCUGUGAGCGGCAGAGUCGGGGACAAUGUUCUCCACCUGGCCCAGCGCCAUGGGGUGGACCUGGAAGGGGCCUGUGAAGCCUCCCUGGCAUGCUCCACCUGCCACGUGUACGUGAGCGAGGACCACCUGGACCAUCUGCCUCCUCCCGACGAGCGGGAGGACGACAUGCUGGACAUGGCCCCCCUCCUCCAGGAGAACUCCCGGCUGGGCUGCCAGAUUAUACUGACUCCUGAGUUGGAAGGGGCUGAAUUCACCCUGCCCAAGAUCACGAGGAACUUCUACGUGGACGGCCAUGUCCCCAAGCCCCACUGACAUGGGUAGCUGGACUGUCCCAGACACCCACGGCCCCAGGGCCAAGACUGGAGGAAUAGCUAAGUUGCCAGCCCAGCCCAGAGCACGGAGGAGACCAAGAGAGUUGUCGAAGCACCCAGAAGGCCAAAUGCUUCAGAGAGAUCCCGUAUCUAGGCUCUGGUGGGAACAGGGCCCCUGCUAGGGCGACCUCGCCAAGCCCCUGAGAAUUGGGGUGUGGAUAAGGGUGGAAUCUAAUUAGAGUGGCAAUAAAACCGUCUGACAGAA
Molecule: messenger RNA, 938 nt
Organism: Pteropus alecto (black flying fox)
Lineage: Eukaryota; Metazoa; Chordata; Mammalia; Chiroptera; Pteropodidae
Gene: FDX2
Product: ferredoxin 2
Exons: 5
Coding region: 114-674 (186 amino acids)
Biological process (GO): positive regulation of oxidoreductase activity; P450-containing electron transport chain
Cellular component (GO): mitochondrion
Molecular function (GO): 2 iron, 2 sulfur cluster binding
Source: RefSeq, a predicted model, not a curated record